Prorocentrum cordatum is the source of this 1042-nucleotide messenger RNA. The record is from the annotation of a GenBank genome assembly. NCBI's taxonomy places the organism in Eukaryota, Dinophyceae, Prorocentrales, Prorocentraceae.
AGCACGUUGGCUCAAGGCGAGAAGCUUGCCGAUCAGUUUGGAGAUCGCAGCGACCCCGGACCCACCUUGAAAGGCCAUCCCAGCUGCCGAUAUGGCAAACCGCGACAAGGAGGUGUACUUCGCGAAGCUUGCAGAGCAGGCGGAGCGCUACGACGAGAUGGCGGCUCACAUGGAGGCAGUGGGGAAGUCGGGUGACGAGCUGUCAGUCGAAGAACGCAAUCUCCUGUCCGUGGCCUACAAGAACGCCGUGGGUUCGCGUCGCGCUGCGUGGCGUAUCAUCACCAGCGUGGAGCAAAAGGAGAAAAGCAAAGGCAACGAGGAGAAUGCAACAUUCGCGAAGGAGUAUUGCAAGAAGGUGGAAUCCGAGCUCGAUGACAUUUGCAAGAAGAUCCUUGCACUCUUGGACAACAGUCUCAUCGGGAAGGCAACGACAGGCGAGUCGAAGGUCUUCUACCAGAAGAUGAAGGCCGACUACUACCGCUACAUUGCCGAAUACACCACAGGCGAUGACAAGGCGAAGGCUGCGAACGAUGCCAGGAGUGCUUACGAAGAGGCGCAAACGAUUGCCACCAAGGACUUGGCAGUGACGCACCCGAUCCGCCUCGGCCUUGCUCUGAAUUUCUCCGUGUUCCAGUACGAGGUGUUGGCGAACCCAGAUGAGGCCUGCAAGAUGGCACGCACCGCUUUCGAAGACGCGAUCGCCGAGCUCGACAACGUCGCGGAGGAUUCGUACAAGGAUUCCACCCUCAUCAUGCAGCUGCUCCGCGACAACUUGACGCUCUGGACCUCGGACCAGGAGGGCGAGCCCUGAGGAGGGCAACAGAAGCUAUGCGCAGAGUCCGCCAGGGCUGGCGGACGAGCGAGCUCAAGCUCGCCGGCGAGAAUUUUGCCAGGAGGACGCCUUCCUUUGGCGGUGCGCACGGGUCUGUUUCGCCCUGCGCUCUUAACUUUAGCUUGGGGCCGGCAGACUCCUCCAUUUCCUCCUCUUCCCCAUCCUUCUCCAUUUGAUCAGCGGCAACGUGUGAGGGUUGAGCGUCUGGAA